CCUCCUCCUCCUCCUCGGCCAUUGGCCACGCCAGGCCAGGCCACUGCCCAAAUCGACCGCUAUAGGCUGUAGCAGACGUGGCCCAAAGCGCUUGAGUUCAUGAGCGACGAGAUACUAGUCGUGCACGCGGACAAGUCAUUUCAUCCAUACUUGGGCAUCAUACUGACGGAUUAAUCAACCGCCCUUGUCUUCUCUUGUUCGCCAGGGUCCAGAAUUCCCGACUGCUAUCAGAUUCACCGUACAGAAGCUCCCAGUGUAUACACGGGGUGCAUACUAGCAUCUGAUCAGCGUGGCUAAGCUUAGGGCAAACACAUCAAAUGUACGACCUAUAAGACCUUAAGGAAUGGCAGUCGUAGCAUCAGCGCAGCCUAGUUACUACUGUCAAGAUGUCAUUGACUCGAGAGACCUCGCAUGUUCCCGGGAACAUCCUGGGCGCAUUAUGCCCGACAAGCGGCCAUAAGGGUGCUUUCCAUUGGCUUAUUUACCUCUGUAUGGAUAGUAACAGUGGUGUCAUGUUUCACGCCUCCAGGCCCAAUGAGCAGGAUCCCCAUAGCUGGGAGUUCCACACCGCUCACUGGAAGGCCUUUGAAUCCAAGAGCUGCUUGACCCUCGCUGUCAUUGGGCGCGUGGUCGACUUCGAUCCGCGCAACCCCGCCCGAGCCGUCGAGAUGAUGCGUGGACGUCUGCAGCCCAUACCGAUGGCCGUACCACCUGAAGACAAAGCGCGAGAGCCAAAAUUUACCUGUAGGGUGCGGUUCCGUGCAGCUCUGCGCCUGCUCGUGACACAUCAAGCGUUCCAGCUAUCAAACCAGGAUUCUUUCGUAGAUAGGUAUGACGACUAUUUCCCUUCAUUGACGAUCACACUACCACUGUACAUACUAAUGUAUCCGAAGCGUCAUUAGCAUCCUCAAUGAGCUAGCUCUACUGGAAUAUAAAUUUACCUUCGCACAUCGA
Rhodofomes roseus is the source of this 954-nucleotide messenger RNA. RefSeq lists its product as uncharacterized. The coding region runs from base 387 to 902 and encodes 171 amino acids. The record is from RefSeq and is a predicted model, not a curated record. NCBI's taxonomy places the organism in Eukaryota, Fungi, Basidiomycota, Agaricomycetes, Polyporales, Fomitopsidaceae. The transcript has 4 exons.